AUGAAAAGUUACAAUACAUGCAAUAGAUUAGGUAAAAAAUGGCCCCAAAAUUAUAUAUUAAUAAGUGAUGCAAUGUGUGGAUUUAAUCCUCAAUUUGCGCAAGGUAUGACACAUGCAUUAAGACAUGCGAAAGAAUUGGGAAAAAUAUUUGGCGAGAGUUGCCAUAAAUUAAAAGAUAUUUCUCAUAUUUUUAAUCGCCGUGCUUCAGUAAUUACUGAAGAAUGCUGGCUUGCUUCGACUGCAAAUGAUUGGAAAACACCUACAUUAAAAGUAAUUGAAACAAAUAAAAAUGGUGAUGUUAAAAUUUAUCAACGAGGUGGUGAUUCGACUACGACUAAUUAUCCUCAUCCACGAACAACUUCAAUGAUUCGAUUUAUGCAAUGGUAUAGUCUUUGGUUUAUUCACUGUGCAUCAAAAUCUGGACAAUUAUCUACAGAUUUUAUGCGUGUUAUAACUCAACAGAGCAGUUCAUUAUUAUUAAUGAAACCUACAUCGUUUUUUGCUGUCAUUCGUACUGCAUUAAUGAGUUAUUUAAAGGACUGGGGCCUAUUUAGUGGGAGAUCGGUCCAGAAUAGUAACUGA
This is a messenger RNA of Rotaria sp. Silwood1, 582 nucleotides long. The record is from the annotation of a GenBank genome assembly. NCBI's taxonomy places the organism in Eukaryota, Metazoa, Rotifera, Eurotatoria, Philodinida, Philodinidae.